AUGGCGUCUCCUAUCGCCGCCGAACACCCUCCCAUUCCUUCCCCUCCACCAGCCUACCUCCGAACAAACGCCCACCAUUUCACCUUCUCCAGACGCCACUCCCCGCACGAUCCCGUCGCAUCUCCAGAGCGCACAAGUCACCCGCAGACCUCUCUCGUUCGAAUUGACCGCGGGUACAAGAACAUUCCCCAGUCUUCCUCCGUCCAGAUCGAGGACUUUCAAAAUGUGCCCGCACCACCACCUAUUCAAAUUCCCCAGUUUGCCGAUUUGUCCAUCAAUGAGUCGAGGCCACUGUCCCGGAAUGCAGAACACACCUCGCCAGCGUCACAAAAGCCGAUCUCAGUCCCACAGCUGGCAACACCGCAGUAUCACACUCAUACCCCAGGCAGCAGCGGGUCAUGGUCGAUUGUGGACAGUCAGCUGAAGCAGGCCGGUCAAGGAACCGGCAAGAGCGAGGUCACUCCCGAGAAGCACAGUCCUACCGAUUCCUCCCGGGGGAGCUUGGAAAGCGAGACCCAAGAUUCGGGAGAUUAUCAGCCCCUGGCAUACCACCAUCAAAUACAGGAGCAACCACGUAAGCCACCCAACGUGCGGCAUUCCACUCUGGGCAUCAAUCUAGGUGACCCGAACACUGGGUCAUCGAGCAAUCUGUCCGUGAACGGGACUCGCAAUGGACAACGCAAUUCCCAAUACUCUACGACGUCAGAAUCGGGCGUCGGACAGCAUCGCCGCAAUCUCUCUGCAUCACCAUAUCUACAACCCCGGGUCACGUCACGACAUUCGACGGCCUCGCCCGCUACCCGUCCGCUCUCCGUGUUGGACCUGCUUCAUACCUCCUAUCCUCAACCGGGCCCUCAUGCUGCCCAAUUCGACCACUCUCACCUCGAGACCUCUGUGGGAAAUCACGCCUCCCUCUUGAGUCACAAAGAGACGUUUGAGAUGUAUCUGGCUAAUGUCAAAAAGACCGAUGUGCCCGCCGUGCAGUACGAGUUUGCCGUAUUCAUGAUCAAUUCGAUGCGCGAGAUGCCCAGCGUGGAUCUGGAAGAUUCAAAUUCCAUUACUCGACAACGCCUGCUGCGCGAGUCCAAGUCCAUCCUGCAGCGCCUGGCGGACCGAAGCUACCCCUUUGCGCAGUACUAUCUUGCAGACGGAUAUGCGUCUGGCCUCUUUAGUAAGGGCAAAGAGGAUUAUGAACGCGCAUUCCCUAACUUUCUGGCUGCCAGCAAGCACGGCCACGUCGAGGCAUGCUACCGUACCGCUUUGUGCUAUGAAUUCGGUUGGGGCGUGCGCAUAGAUGGUGGUCGCGCGGUUCAAUUCUAUCGCCAAGCCGCCUCAAAAAAUCACCCCGGCGCCAUGCUGCGCAUGGCGAAGGCUUGCUUGAAUGGGGACAUGGGACUGGGUAAGCGUUAUCGUGACGGCCUCACUUGGUUGAAGCGCGCAGCAGAAUCCUCCGAUGCGCAAUAUAAUUCGGCCCCUUACGAGCUUGGCUUGCUGCAUGAAAAUGGCGACGGAAAUGACGUCUUCAAGGAUGAAUCGUAUGCUGCACAGCUCUUCACCAAGUCGGCCGAGUUGGGCCAUAUCGAGGCUGCGUACCGCAUGGGCGACGCGUACGAGCACGGAAAACUGAACUGUCCACGAGACCCCGCGCUCAGCAUUCAUUUCUAUACCACAGCCGCUCAAAGUGGGCAACAUGCUCUCGCGAUGAUGGCCUUGUGUGCCUGGUAUCUCGUGGGUGCCGAGCCAAUUCUCGAAAAGGAUGAAAAUGAGGCAUACGAAUGGGCGACACGAGCUGCUGCUCUUGGCCUGAUUAAAGCGCAAUAUGCCGUGGGCUACUUUACCGAAAUGGGCAUCGGCUGCCGACGUGAUCCGCUCGAGGCCAACGUCUGGUACGUUCGAGCAGCGGAGCAAGGUGAUGAGCGCGCGCGAAGCAACGGAUUGCUGCCAUUCGAGCCGCCGCGGAUGGGGCAAAUCCCGCCACAUCAGCGCGUGGAGGGGCCCUGUCUCGGAAAGGCGGCGCAAACAGUCAUGGUCAGUUGCGCCGGAUUGGCCCCCUGUCGCUGUAUUCCCAAUGUAGCGCACCCAAAGGCUAACGCAAUUUUGAUCACAGACAAAACCAAACAAAAGCGCUUCGUCAUCUUUUGA
Molecule: messenger RNA, 2142 nt
Organism: Penicillium oxalicum
Lineage: Eukaryota; Fungi; Ascomycota; Eurotiomycetes; Eurotiales; Aspergillaceae
Gene: chs3
Product: putative chitin synthase activator (Chs3)
Exons: 3
Coding region: 1-2142 (713 amino acids)
Molecular function (GO): protein binding
Source: RefSeq, a predicted model, not a curated record